Messenger RNA from Hydractinia symbiolongicarpus, 3868 nucleotides. RefSeq lists its product as uncharacterized. NCBI's taxonomy places the organism in Eukaryota, Metazoa, Cnidaria, Hydrozoa, Anthoathecata, Hydractiniidae. Bases 239 to 3730 code for a protein of 1163 amino acids. The record is from RefSeq and is a predicted model, not a curated record. The transcript is spliced from 4 exons.
UUAAAAGCAUCCGUGGUGGUGUGGGAUGUAAUACGAGAACAUAAUAGAUCUUGAAAGCCAUUAAAUUAUAACGAAAGUUGUUGCAAGGAAUCUAAUUAAACAUGUUCGAAGAUGUGGUCAGAGAAUUGUAGAAACUUAAAUUUUUUACUGGUGUUUAUCAAAGGGCUAUAUAUUUUGCAGCCUUAAAAAUGCUGGGGAGUGAACUAACUCGUCAAAUGUUGCGGCGAGUAAAUUAAAAAUGGCCGCCUCCCAUCAUGCACUGCUUGCAAAAAAUGAGUACCAAUUACGGUUGUUGGCUUUUCUUAAUGAAGGUGCCGAUAAACUUCGAUUUAUACUUCACAACCCAGUUCAAGGUAACUUACCAAAUGACCAAACAGAACUAUACAAAGCUCUGCUACCAUUUAAAAAGAAACUCAAUCACCUUGGAAAAGACCAAUUAGCCAUCAUAUUCCCACCAGACCAAAAAACAAAUUCAAAGUUAUUUGAUAUUACGCUUUUGUGUGACUUGCUGAUUAACUGCACCAACAUUCAACCUCCAAGUGGUGGAUGGAGAGUAAGAGUACUGAAAGAAAAAGAUCUCAGUACAGGUGCAGACAUAUUAAGGAUAAAAAUUUUGAGGAACAAGAUCAUUCAUGGAAGGCGGCUAGAUGUUUCUGAAUUUCUCAGCAUGUGGGACGAGCUUGAAAGUGUGCUUCGCAGAAUGGGAUACGACGUAUCUAACGUAAAAGACUUGAAAUCGGGAUGUUUAAAUAACUUAGAGCUGUUUAAGGUUUCUUUGCUGAAGAGCGAGUUUGAAAUAUUGAAAUUUAAUUACCAACAAGACAUCCAGCAAAACAAACAAAACAUUGAACUAACCCAGCAAGAUGUGCAAAAAAACAGAGGAGAUUUACAGCAGACCAAAGAGGAUGUACAAGAAACUGCAAAAGAAAUUGAAGGAACUAAGCAAGAUUUGCAAGAAACUAAAACAGAAGUACUGGCGACUAAAAUAGAUGUGCAAGAAACUAAGCAAGCUUUGAUAGAAACUACAGGAGAGCUGCAGCAAACUUUAGAGAAGGUAGCAGAGAUUAAAGACGACGUACAACAGACAAAACAGAGUGUUUAUGAUAAUCAACAAGAAAUUUCUAACACUGUUCAGGAUUUAACACAAACAAAACGCGACGUGCAGCAAACUAACCGAGACGUUCGACAUACUAUUCUAGACGUACAUCGUAAUCAGCAAAAUAUCAUUGACAACAAAGCGGAAAUUUAUCAAACUAAACAAGACACACAGGAAACUAAACAAGACGUACAACAAACUAAGCAAGACGUACGGCAAGCAAAAGAAGACAUACAACAAACAAAACAAGACUUGCAACAAACUACAGAAGACGUACGACAAACUAAACUAGACGUACAGGAAACUAGAGAAGACGUACAACAAACUAAAUUACACCUACGACAAACUAAACUAGACGUACAACAAACUAAACAAGACGUACAACAAACUAACCAAGACGUACGACGAAGGACGCAAGAAAUUCAAAGAGAUAUUUUAGAAAGUAGACAAGAUUUGAAACAAGGCAUGUUGCAAAAUCAAAGGGAAAUCCAAAGAAGUAUAAUUGACCUUCGAGAAACACUAAAACAGAGUGAAAGAAAAAGUGAAAACCUACAUGAUCACGAUGAACGGAACGAUCGAGCAGAUGAAAGUUACUCCAUAUACACCAACUGCAAAGGAAAAAUCAUUGUGAAGCUUGCGAAAGUUAUUAAAGGUAUUCAAUUGGAGAUACAUUCAGAUGAUGAUGGCAGCAUUAGAGUUUUACAGGCACAUGUUGAUUUCAUGGAAAAAGUUAACAACGGCAGCAUGUACAUCAAGCUGAUGACAACUAAUGAGUUUGCCGAAGAAAAGUUAAGGAUUUCAUCUCUCCACGAUAUAAAUUACAAUAUGAUACUUCCAAUAAAAGCAACUCCUCAUCUGUAUCGAUCUAUUUUUGAUUGCAACAAUGAAAUAAAGAUUUCAACGCAUGGUCAUGCCAACGUGUUUGAUCUCAUAGAGAAUGUAAAGCAAAUGUCAGUUGAAAAACAUUUUGUCCAAUACGAUGCUAGUGGAAGCAGAAAGACCACAAAACUGCCUCUUUCUAUGUGGUAUGAUGUCUGCUUAAAUUUGAUCAAAACGUUUUAUGGGCAAGACAAUAUUGUAAAGCAAAGAUUGCAAUUUAAUGCAUCUAAAUUUGGUGGCGAAAUUCCAAAUUUGGCAUUUUGGUUAACAGAUAAUCUUAAAGACAUCAAGAAUGGCAUUUUUAGUAUCAUAACUGAUUAUAACAGCGAGGAUCAUUUGGUUUUCUUAAAUCACAUAGUCGACGCCAAUCAGAGAAGUGAUAGCUAUGAUCACAAGGGAAGAAUCUUGGUUGUUUACCCUUGUCCUAACAUUAUCCUCAAUGUGAGGUUCACUAAAUCAACAGAGCUGUACGAUGUUGAAGUUGAGCUUACCAAAGGAGAAUGUGAUAUUAGGAACUUGCUUCUUGUAAAUGAGAUAUUAGUGAGAAACCGGAAUUUUACCUAUGCCAACAUCGUAGCCGCGCCUAACUUCGUAAAAGAUGAAGAGUCCCUCGCUUGUGCUGGUUGUCGUGUGAUGGACAAAACCAUAAUGAAAGAUAAAUCAAGGCUGGAGAAAUGGUUUGAAAGCAUUAUUGGAGAAAUAUCUGAGCAUGAAAAGACGUUUGACAAAUUGGUUUGCGAAACUGGAUAUUUAAAACUUAUAAGUCAGAUAUUUGGUUUCCUGGCAACUAGACGAUCAAACAAACAUGGUGCUUCGAUAUUGGGGUUAGAUGCAUCGAAACAAAUGAGAUCACUCAUGUUGAAUGCAGAACAGUUAAAGGUGUUAUAUAGCGAAGAAAGAAAGAAAAUAAUAGUUGGAAAUUUCGGUAGCGGUAAAACACUGGUUGGAUCGUAUCAGCUCCAGUAUCUCGCAGAAAAUGCUGUUGAAAAAACAAAGAUUUACUAUAUCUGCUGGGAUUCCAGAAGCAUGCUUGUCCAAGAUAUCAAAAUCUUUAUAAGAAGUCUUUCGACAAAAAAAUGUGCGUGUGUUCAUGCAGUAACUGUUGUGGACUUGUGUAAGGAGCUGAAACUGACCAAUCAGCCAUCAUUGCCGUAUUUGAUUUCACAACUUUUAAAAGAGCACGGAGGAGAUUGGCUAAUGCACUUUAUCGUAGAUGAAUAUGACUGCGAGGAGUUAAGUCACGAUGUGGCACGUGACUUAUGUAACACGAUGAAACUGGAUAUUCUAAAGGAUUCCUUCGUUACCAUACUUCCUCACUCUGCAAAAAGAAAUCGCACUUUGAUUUCAUCUGAUGAAAUGUUCCAUCAUGAAAAAUACCAAUACGAGGCUACAGAAAUGAAAAUAUUUUAUUUGUCGAAAUGCAUGCGGACAACGAAAAGAAACUACCAACUCAUAAAAAGAUUUGAACAGAGAUUAUGCGAUCAAAAAAUCCACUUUAAACACCCAAGACAGCCUCAAGAAAACAGAACACUUGAGAAACAUACUUCAAACGAAUCAUCAGAUGCAAGGAUGUCCGACAUGACGAGCAUAAGCAUGCUGCCUAUGCCACAAACUAGUUCAGAGCUUCCUAUUUUCCCAAACAACAAUCCGAUUUUCGAAGCAUCGCUCGAUUUAGAUACCAUUGCAGCAGUUCAACCAAACACUCCAGUUAAUCCAAAUAUGGCGACUAUCACCCAACUGGAAACCCGCAAAUGAUCGGUAUCGGACAUAACAUAUACGGAAAUAAACCCGAUUAUUUAAAAUUAAAAACCAAAAAACUUUCGGAAUAUGAAGUAAUCGCAAGAUUAGCCAUAGUGUUAGAGGAAGAGUUAAACGAUGCACAAAAGAACAAGU